Molecule: messenger RNA, 340 nt
Organism: Striga hermonthica
Lineage: Eukaryota; Viridiplantae; Streptophyta; Magnoliopsida; Lamiales; Orobanchaceae
Source: the annotation of a GenBank genome assembly
AUGAUCGGGCGAAUACCGCAAUACCCCCAAUCCAGUCAAAGCUCCUCUUCAUUAGGACAGCGAGCUACAGCAGCAUCCAAAACGGCUCGAUAGGAAAGAGUUGCAGAAAUCUGAGCCAGCGAGCUUCUAGGCGUGAUGAUGUCUCUACCGAGCCUCUGCAAUGGCGUGACCGACGACCGGACCUCCAUCGAGAAGUGGCUAUCCCUCGGCCACACCACCUGCUCCCCCACUCUGCAGACUCGACCAUCUGCUCACACCACCCCCAACCUCACCCUCCACCGCCUCUUCGACCUCCAGAUAGCGCACGAUCGCCGCCUCCUUCCUUGUCCUCUCUGUCUUC